GCGCCCCCGCCCCCCGCCCCCGGGGACCCCGCCAUGAGCGGGGGCGAGGUGGUCUGCGCCGGGUGGCUGAGGAAGUCGCCCCCCGAGAAGAAGUUGAGACGCUACGCGUGGAAGAAGCGCUGGUUCGUGCUGCGGAGCGGGCGGAUGAGCGGGGACCCCGACGUGCUGGAGUACUACAAGAAUGACCGGUCCAAGAGACCCCUGCGCGUCAUCAACCUGAGCCUGUGCGAGCAGGUGGACGCCGGCCUGGCCUUCAGCAAGAAGGAGCUGCAGGACAGCUUCGUGUUCGACCUCAAGACCGGCGAGCGCACCUUCUACCUGGUGGCCGAGACGGAGGAGGAGAUGAGCCAGUGGGUGCAGAGCAUCUGCCAGAUCUGCGGCUUCAACCAGGCCGAGGAGAACGCGGAUGCCCCGUGGAACGCCCGCGCCGGGCCUCGACCCUCCCCGGCCCCGGCGGCCGCCGAGCCCGGCGGCGCGGCCUCCCCUCAGCCUCCAGUCCUGCUCCCCGAGCGCAAAUCUUCGGCCCCGGCCGCCCACUCCAGCCAGCCCGCGCUCUUCACCUUCGACGCCGCCCCCGGCCGGGCCCAGGCCCAGGCCCCUCUGUCCACCAGCGCCCCCCAGGACUACCUCUUCCUGCACCAGUGCGUCAGCCGGCGCGCCGAGAACACCAGGAGCGCCAGCUUCUCUCAGGGCACCAGGUCUUCGUUCUUCCCGCGGAGCGACGGCGCCGGGCAGAAGCCGGCCCAGGGCAACGGCCACUGCGUGAACGGGGCGGGGGGACCAGUCCACGGCUUCUACAGCUUGCCCAAGCCCAGCCGGCACCACUCCGACCUCCGGGAUGGGCCCUGCAACCUCCCCAGGAGCCCGGGCUCCUCCUCCGGGCCCCCGGCUGGCCUCGCGGGCCCCGAACCCGACCCGGAGGAGGGGUCCGGCCUCCAGGCCUCCGGCCUCGCCUUAGGCCGCGAGCUCGGGGACCUGUCUCUGGACUCCUCGGAAGGCCCCGCCGCCCCGCUCUCCACCUACCAGAUUCCCAGAACUUACGCCCUCGACAAGAACCACAACGCUCUGGGGGUCGACCCCCCUCCGCGGCCCCCCAAACCGGGGCAGACGGAGUCGCCCCGGCGGGGCAGCCCCCAGCAGCGGCCCCAGAACGGCGAGGGCGGCCGGGCGGUCUCGGCGGCCACCACCAUCCCCCGGCGGAACACUCUGCCGGCGGUGGACAACAGCCGGCUGCACCGAGCCUCCUCCUGUGAGAUGUGCGAAUACCCCCAACCCAGCCCCGGGAGUGGUAGCGUGGGCCGCUCGGUCGAGUCGGUGAACGACGGCUUCGGCUCCUACCUGCGAGCCAAAGCGGUGCUGGGCCGCUCGGACAGCGGCGCCUCGGAUGACAACUACGUCCCCAUGAACCCCGGCUCGGCCUCGCUGCUCCAGGCGGACAGGGGGACCGAGAGCCCCCAGGGCCUCUACAUCCCCAUGAGCCCGGGCCCACACCGCCUGGACCUCCUGGGCUUCUCGGGCAACAGGGGCAGUCCCAGGGCGCAGAGCCAGCGGCCCGGCCGGGGGGGCGAGGUCCAGCCGCCCCCCGUCAACCGCAACCUCAAACCGGACCGCAAAGCCAAGCCCACCCCCCUGGACCUCAGGAACAACGCCAUCAUCGACGAGCUGCCCUUCAAGUCCCCGGUGACCAGGUCCUGGUCCAGGCCAACCCAAACCUUCACCUGGGGCUGCUCCCAGGCCCGCCGGCCGGUCUCCAGCCAGAGCGUCACCAGCACGGACUCCGGGGACAGCGAGGAGAACUACGUUCCCAUGGUGAGCCCCCCGCCCCCCGGCCCGCCCCCCGAUCGAUCAGUCCGCGAUCGAGCACGUAGCGCGUGCAGAGCACUGUACUAAGCGCUCGGGAGAGCGAGGUAUAACAGAGCUGGAAGAUGCAAUGCCCUCUCACGGGCCCUCCGCGAUCUAGAGGACGAGCUUCCGCCAGCGACAGAUAAGGGAC
Ornithorhynchus anatinus (platypus) is the source of this 1993-nucleotide messenger RNA. It is a transcript of the gene GAB2, whose product is annotated as GRB2 associated binding protein 2. Bases 34 to 1890 code for a protein of 618 amino acids. The transcript is spliced from 8 exons. NCBI's taxonomy places the organism in Eukaryota, Metazoa, Chordata, Mammalia, Monotremata, Ornithorhynchidae. The record is from RefSeq and is a predicted model, not a curated record.